Micromonas pusilla CCMP1545 is the source of this 1017-nucleotide messenger RNA. Its product is annotated as mitochondrial carrier family. The record is from RefSeq and is a predicted model, not a curated record. NCBI's taxonomy places the organism in Eukaryota, Viridiplantae, Chlorophyta, Mamiellophyceae, Mamiellales, Mamiellaceae. The transcript has a single exon. Gene Ontology annotation, biological process: mitochondrial L-ornithine transmembrane transport. Bases 1 to 1017 code for a protein of 338 amino acids. Gene Ontology annotation, molecular function: L-ornithine transmembrane transporter activity.
AUGCGCGCGACGCGUGAUUCUCCACCUCCGCAGCCGCCGCCGCCGCCGCGGCGGGGCGACGCCGACGCGCCGUCGUCGUCGUCGCGCGCGGCGAGCGUCGAUUUCGCGUGCGGCGUCGUCGCCGGUUUCUUCUACACGCUUUCCGCGCAUCCGUUCGACACGGUCAAAGUCGCGAUGCAGACCGCGCCGCACACGGGGGCGUCCGCGCCGUCCGCGCUUGCGACCGCGCGCGCGAUCGCGUCCGCCCCUGGCCCGGGCGGGGGGAUCCGCGCGCUGUAUAAGGGCCUCUCCGCGCCUCUCCUCGGGUACUCGCUCGAGGGCGGCUUAAACUACGGGGUCGUGUCGCAGACGCGACAGUGGCUGACGCACCGCCGAAUCGCGAUGGACGAGCGCGCGUCGGCUGACCCCCCGACGAGCAGCGGCGCGGCGGCGGCGGCGGCGGCCAUCGCGGACGUCGCCAUCUCCGGCGCCGUCGGCGGGGCCGUCCUCUCUCUCGUCGUCGCCCCGACGGAUCUGAUCAAGUGCCAAGUCCAGGAUGGACAAUUCGCGAGCGCGAGAGAAGCCGUCGCAGCUGGUGGGCGCCUCUGUACAUAUCUUUUCACCGCACACACCUCGCGUCGUCGAACCUACUCUCAUCGGUCGAGCCCCCUCGAUCGGAUCGAUGUGAAACUGACCCGACCGACGUCGAUCGAUCGCGUCGCAGCGUACGAACGCGACGGCAUCCGCGGGUUGUUUCGAGGGACGUUCGCGACGAUGCUUCGCGAAAUUCCUGGGAACGCGCUGUUCUUCGCGACCUACGAGCUGGCGCAGAGUGCGUUCCCGAGGUGGACGCGGAAGCCCGCCCGCCGGGAAGAUGCAUCAUCGACCGUCGCCGCCGCCGGCGACGGCGGCAGUGGCGGCGGCGCGGCGGCGGCGUAUCGCGUCCAGGAAGCCCUCGCGGCGAUCGCGUGCGGCGGCGUCGCGGGGUCGGCGUUUUGGCUCGCGGUUCUGCCGAUUGACGGCGCGAAGACAAGGUGA